CCCACCCAAGCCCUUCUACAAAAUCCUUAAAAAUUCGAACGUUAGAGAAGAAACAGAAGAAUUCUCCGAACUCAAAAACCAAACUUGAAAAAGUAAAGGAAAAAAAUGUCUUCUUGCACGGUUGCAAUCUCGAGCUCGCCGGUUUUCUCUCCGUCGUCGUCGUCGGCCUCCGCCUGCUCUCCGAACUCUUCAUCUCCUCGGCUCUUUCGGCUGCAGAAAUCAAGUGGGCUCAUCAAGGCUCUCUCUGGCGGCGGAGAUUCGUCCGCGAUUUUGAAGAGGAAGAGACCGCCCAGGCUGGACAUUCCGGUGUUCUCUGUGGAGGAGAAGAAAGCGGCGGAGGGGGCGGAGGAGGAGGCUGUGGAGGUGGAGGGAGAAGGGUAUACUGUGUGUUGUAAGAGAGGGAGGAGGGAUGCCAUGGAGGAUCGUUACUCUGCUGUUGUGGGCAUCCAAGGUGACUCCAACCAGGCAUUCUUUGGCAUUUAUGAUGGGCAUGGGGGUGCAAAGGCUGCUGAGUUUGCAUCUGAGAAUUUGGACAAGAACAUUAUAGAUGAACUAAACAGAAGGGGAGAUCACAGCAACAUUCAGCUAGCUGUAAAGAGAGGCUACUUGACCACAGAUUCUGAAUUCCUCAAGAGAGACGUUCGAGGCGGAGCGUGCUGUGUGACAGCCCUCAUCGCCGGAGGUAACUUAGUUGUAUCCAAUGCUGGUGACUGUCGUGCUGUGUCUAGCAGAAAUGGGGUGGCUGAGGCGCUCACUUCUGAUCACCGCCCAUCCAGGGAAGACGAGAGGGAACGGAUUGAGAUGUUGGGCGGUUUUGUUGAGUGCCGGAAUGGUGUUUGGCGAGUAUUAGGAUCUCUAGCUGUUUCGAGAGCUAUUGGAGAUCAAUACCUUAAACAAUGGGUUACAGCUGAACCAGAGACGAAAGUCGUUAAGCUUGAUCAAGAAUAUGAGUUUCUGCUUCUUGCUUCCGAUGGAUUGUGGGAUAAGGUUAGCAAUCAGGAAGCAAUAGAUAUUGCUCGUCCAUUUUGCAUAAACCUCGAAGAGCCACAACCACUAACUGCGUGUAGAAAGCUUGUUGAUCUCUCUGUUUCCAGAGGCUCUGCUGAUGACAUUAGUGUUAUGCUUAUUCAACUGAGGAGAUUUCAUUGACAGUUAGGAUGAAGAAACGAGGAAGAUUAACAUAGAAAUGACAUGGUUUCGAAGCUCUGGUUUCGAUCGGGGUGAGAAUUUGAUGCUAGUAAUCUUUUGACACAGUGGUACAAUGCUUCACUGAUUUCAGCUGGAGGCAUAGUCUGAUUAUAAUUCUUUUUUGGUACAUUUGAUGAAGUGGUUUUGUAAAUUAGUCGAUCCCAUCUAUUAGCAUUUUCUGAUUAAUGAUCA
This is a messenger RNA of Salvia miltiorrhiza (redroot sage), 1380 nucleotides long. RefSeq names its product probable protein phosphatase 2C 25. The coding region runs from base 106 to 1149 and encodes 347 amino acids. The transcript has 4 exons. The record is from RefSeq and is a predicted model, not a curated record. Gene Ontology annotation, biological process: protein dephosphorylation. Gene Ontology annotation, molecular function: cation binding; protein serine/threonine phosphatase activity. NCBI's taxonomy places the organism in Eukaryota, Viridiplantae, Streptophyta, Magnoliopsida, Lamiales, Lamiaceae.